GUCCCACUCCACUAGCUUCAGCUUGACGUCACUCUUCACACCUAGUGCUUCCACCCCGUCUGCAUAUCAAUAUCAAGAGCUGCCAAGUAUCUCUAGUGCUUGUUGUUCCUUACCUCCUGUUUCUAAACUCUCCAUCUUCACAAAGAAAUGCCAGACCCAGCACAGAUCAAUCGUUCCCUAGGAACAAUUAGGACUGAGCUCGAGUACCUCGCCUCGUCUGGCGUCUUGUCUCAACCACAGCUGCAGUCUAUCCAGGCGCAACUGCCCCAACCUAAUGGGCAACCUUCGCCAUACAUCGACGCUAGAUAUGCCUCAGGCCAACAACAGUUCAACCCAUCACUAGUGGCGCAGCAAGCUCAGGACCCCCAAAACCCUGCUCACCCUGACCAUCCCAAGCAUCACGAGUGGGCAAAGAAGCUUGGCAGCAAAUUCGGCAAUGCUGCAUUAUGGGGGGCUGGAGCAACAUUUGGCUCGGACUUGGUGAAUGAUGCCAUGAACAAAAUUUAGAGGACUCGUUCCGGCGGUUCAUAAUCGGGAAAUCUCGUAUGGUUACAUAUGAAGCUCUAUGAGCUGAUUCAAAGGCAACUAAAGAGCAUCGUGUUGUCCUUGUGGAAGCCAACUCUAGCCCAAUCGAAAGUGUCUUUAUCCAAACCUAAGUAUAGGCCGUAAGUGCUUUCCGUAUGAGCUCUUGAUCUCCUCAAUGAC
Truncatella angustata is the source of this 705-nucleotide messenger RNA. RefSeq lists its product as uncharacterized. The transcript has 4 exons. NCBI's taxonomy places the organism in Eukaryota, Fungi, Ascomycota, Sordariomycetes, Amphisphaeriales, Sporocadaceae. Bases 148 to 507 code for a protein of 119 amino acids. The record is from RefSeq and is a predicted model, not a curated record.